This is a messenger RNA of Zingiber officinale, 759 nucleotides long. RefSeq lists its product as uncharacterized. NCBI's taxonomy places the organism in Eukaryota, Viridiplantae, Streptophyta, Magnoliopsida, Zingiberales, Zingiberaceae. The coding region runs from base 8 to 703 and encodes 231 amino acids. The transcript is spliced from 2 exons. The record is from RefSeq and is a predicted model, not a curated record.
GACGGCCAUGGCGGGGAAGCCGGUCAAGUUAGAGGAGAUGGUCGCGAAGAAGCUGGCGCUGUGGCACACCCGCACGUUCCGCCCCAUCAUGACCCACGACGAGUUGGAGCCCCUCAUGGCCGCCGCCGGCUUCGUCCCCCUCCCCAUCUGUCCGCCGCCGCUGCCGGAAGAACAGCUACAGCAGCCGUCGGCGGUCACCUGGCGGGAGUAUGCGUCUCGGUUGGAGGCGGCGGCGCGCGGCGGGAGGGGGAAGGGGAGGAGGCGCGGCGCCGGGACCGGGGUGGGUCCCCGGCCGCGUCUGCCCUAUCCCCGCAUCGACGGCCUGCACCUGACGACCUACAAGGCCUUCUUUUUGGCCCUCGAGUUCUACCUCGGCCCCACCCUCGUCCCCAACCUCUUCCACGUCAGGACCAUGUCGCUGACGAGAACGCAGGACCGUGUGUUCGAGAAAUGCUACCGCCCCAUGAAGGACUGCGACAUGGAGGACGAAGGCAUCCUCGUGUUCCGCGACGGAACCAUCGAUCACAUCACGAGGAUCACCAUCAGCCAAUACGGUGGCGAUGAGAUCGACGACGACAAGCACGGCGGCGGCAGUGCUUCUGCCAUCAGCUGCGCAGACAACUCCGUCAAGACCGCUGUCAACUUAUUCAACUUGGUACCUCUCAAGGAUCUUUUCCCAACUGACAACGUUGUAAGCUCUUGAUCAUACCGCAAUGAAAUAACGAGUUGGAAGUGUAUUUUUUCCCCCUUUUUUAUUUU